AUGCACUCCCAAUUGGACGAGUUGGCCACCGAAUUCCAACUGUCCUAUGUGCGUACCGACUCGGUCCCAUCAGGAAAUAGCCGAUCUGAUGAACUCGCUCUGUCUGCAGCGCAACAACGAGUACAGUUAGGUUUUCAGUUAUAUUAUCUGGCCCUAGAAAGUAUUCUCGUGGAUGAAGUACGUCGCAUGGAGAAACGGAUGAAUACCUGUGCCGGUACUACGAGUAUCGUUGAUGGGAUAGCCACACAAACACGGCGUAUUAAGCCAGAUCUUAGCGGUCNGCGGUCUGUUGUCUCAGGAGAUUUUCCAUCGUUCGUUGUUUUCCUGUUGUAUGGAGUUAUCGAAGUAGUGGUUCGAAAUGUGGAUUUACCACGUGACGUCGUCAAGUACAUGAACCAGAUGGCUGAACUAAUUCUGGAUUCCUAUGCUUGGCGUUCGUUGUCACCUCUGUGGGCCAUAAUCAAAGCAGCCGGUCGUGCUCCUUCAAUUGAAGAGGUAGUGCCACCAGAAAAACUGGAACAGGUUAGAAUGAUUGCAUCCACCACUCGUACAUAUCACGAACUGUUGAUGAUGAUUAUCUGUUGCCGGUUUCUACUUAACGCCUGCUUUUUCUAA
This is a messenger RNA of Echinostoma caproni, 615 nucleotides long. The record is from the annotation of a GenBank genome assembly. Lineage: Eukaryota; Metazoa; Platyhelminthes; Trematoda; Plagiorchiida; Echinostomatidae.